AUGGAGGAUGAUGGGCUGCAAAGUCUAAGUCUGCUAAAAAACAGAACGUACAUUCUGAACAAGACCUGGAGUGACGGCGUGAUAGCUGCCCACGCGCCCUACCUGGUGACCGCGAGUGGAGCGGCUCUUGUGCUCUGGAACAGGAAGACGCUGGGGUCCUUCUUGGUGUCCAAAGAGCCACACGUGAGGAAAGUGGUCAUCCUGGCCGAGAGCCAGGAGGUUCCAGAUCCUGGGGUUGAAGAAGCAGCCACAACCACCCCUCCUACUCUUCCUCCACCGCACCCUCUACUUUGCACCCGGUCCUCUGUGCCCUGUCGGGACGGGAAGGGAUGCAUUUCUCGGGAGAACCUCUGUGACGGUGGGCGUGACUGUCAGGAUGGCUCUGAUGAAGAGAACUGUCCCCGUUUCUGCAACAGACCAGGGGUCUUCCAGUGCCUGGAUGGAAGCAAGUGCAUCGAGGCGAAGUACCACUGCGACGGGGCCCAGCAGUGCCUGGACGGGUCAGAUGAGUGGGACUGCUGGAAGCCCACUGAGGACUGUUCUCUGCGCUGUGACAACAAGACCCGCUGUGUCCCUAAGAGCUGGCUCUGUGAUGGCAACCUGGACUGUUCUGACAAAAAAGAUGAACAAGGAUGUACCCAUGAAAAAUGCAGCGUGUCGGAGUUUAGAUGCGAGGACGGCCAGUGCAUAUCAUAUUCUCUGCGUUGUGAUGGGAACCGAGACUGCCGGGACCGCUCGGACGAAGAAGGCUGCCCCGUUGCCCGGCCCCUGCGGUGCCCGCCAGGGGAGGUGAAGUGCCCGAGGAGCGGGGAGUGUGUGUUGGCGGAGUGGAUAUGUGACCACGACUUAGACUGCAAAGAUGGAAGUGACGAGAAGAACUGUGACCCUCAGGGGCUUCGGUGUGGCUCUGGCCAGUGGCCCUGUGCCCGUGCGGACCAGUGUGUGCCUGACUCGUGGCGCUGUGACGGGCAGCGCGACUGCAGGGACGGCAGCGACGAGGCUGGGUGCCCCCCCGAGAAGUGCCAGAGCUCUGAGUUCCAGUGCCUCUCCUCUGCCUGCCUCAACCUCAGCCUGGUGUGCGACGGGAAGGAGGACUGUGCCGACGGCUCCGACGAGGGUGGACAGUGCUCGUGGUCAGCAUGCAGCCAAGCAGGGUGUUCCCACACCUGCCACCCGUCCCCAAGAGGUCCUAUGUGUGCCUGCGAGCGAGGCUUUGAGCUGGAGGGCAGUGGCCGAGUCUGCCAGGAUGUGGAUGAGUGCCAGGGGCCGGGGGCUCGGCCUUGCAGCCAGACCUGCAUCAACACCGAGGGCUCCUACCGCUGCGCCUGUCGCCCUGGCUACCUGCUGGAGCCUGACGGCCACACCUGUAAAGCAGCAGGUUAACUGGAGCUGGGAGUGUCUCCUAAGCUGGGUCACGAGCUUCCAGGUGCUAACUCGGCCAGGAAUGCCAAUGCAAACCUCUCUUUCUCGGGUCCUAAAUGCUCCUGCCUGCUUUGUCUGUCUUUAGAGCAAG
Messenger RNA from Phyllostomus discolor (pale spear-nosed bat), 1513 nucleotides. Its product is annotated as low-density lipoprotein receptor 2-like. The transcript is spliced from 8 exons. The coding region runs from base 1 to 1383 and encodes 460 amino acids. Lineage: Eukaryota; Metazoa; Chordata; Mammalia; Chiroptera; Phyllostomidae. Gene Ontology annotation, molecular function: protein binding; calcium ion binding. The record is from RefSeq and is a predicted model, not a curated record.